This is a messenger RNA of Trichoplusia ni (cabbage looper), 9435 nucleotides long. RefSeq lists its product as uncharacterized. Bases 8232 to 9347 code for a protein of 371 amino acids. The record is from RefSeq and is a predicted model, not a curated record. The transcript has 8 exons. NCBI's taxonomy places the organism in Eukaryota, Metazoa, Arthropoda, Insecta, Lepidoptera, Noctuidae.
UUUCUUUUUAUACCCAGUCAUCAUCCCUAUUAUAAGUAACCGAUAGACUAUAAGGUAAGUAUUGAAUGUAACGGAGAAAGAGCAACACGACACGCAUUAUGGGUUUGUUCAGCUAAAUAUGUAAAUUACGGUAUCGGCAAUCAGGCAUCAAGGUGAAAACAUCCGGGAACAAGCACUAGUGACAAUACCAAAGCCAAAAACAUGUCGCAAACUAACUGGGCGUGUCGGUCACGUCGGAUUUUGGGCUCUGAAUCUAGACAUCGGACUUUCUUCGCGAAUACCUACAUACGUGACAGGAUGACAUGUCCUAGAAUAGCUGACAUUUAUUGCUCCUACCGGUAUUAUUGCCUGCCUAAUAGGAUUACACCCCGUUGGCAAUCCGUUGGAUAAGCUGUGCUCGAUGUUGACGCAGUUUCUGGUCAUAACGGCCUCCACAAGCUAACCCCCUUUACCACGGAGCCGGUGGUCGUUGCCAACUGAUCGUCGGAGUUUUUGGCGCUAAACAAGUUCAUUCACACGGCUUUCAUACAAGUGCUGGAUGUAACACACAAAAAUCUUAAUGAUUACGUCGUUAUAUUUUUUAUCAGAACCUAACCAGAAUAAUUUAGGUAUAAUUAUUUUGUCUAAUUUAUUCGCUAAGAAUAUCUUAAUAAGGAAAAUCGGUAGUUUGUACCGUUACCGUUUCUGGAAGAUUAUUUUACCAUGGAAAACAAAACAAAAGAACGAAGUAUGUAGAAGGCGAUAGUUACCAUGGCAAGGUAUCUGAAACAGGAUAAAUAUAAUAUAUUUGAUUGUAGGUACUUAUUGAUGACUGUUUCGUUUCCAUAAAAGAAAAAACAAAACGUAAUUUAAUCAGACCAAUUUAGUUUCUUUUUUUUUAUCGUUGUUCUGCUAUCCUGCGGCAGCAGUAUCGAAACGCCAAUCUGUUGGUUGUUCAUGUACGCACCAAACCAAUCAAAUUCGACGGCAUGACUCGCGCGAAGUUCGUUAGAGUCGCCAACGCCUCCUAGCGUCAGUUUUCAAAAAAGGGAAGCGCGCGCGCGGCACGGUACGAUAUCGCGGCUCAACUAAAACCGAAAACCGAUUAUACCUCCUAUUAAAACCGUGUGAAAUCAUCAGCCAGUAGCCUUCAUCAUCUCAGGAUCACCAACGGAGUGGAAGCUCAACGACUAGUGCAGGUCGCAGCCCAGGAUUCACGAGGUACGUGCGUGCAUUGUAUCUUUACUGUAGCCUGUCUAGGAUCUCGCAGAACAACAAAUAAUUAACGUAUUUUUUUUUAUCGUAAGACCACCUCCUGGUCUCCCCAGAGUGGCAUCCGCAUCACAAUUUCAUUUCGGCUGGUGCGAGUUGCUACAUCUUUUUGGUGCCGAAACCCGGGAGCUUCCAUUUAAUUCUUAUCGAAUCGCCAUAUUGGUUUUCUGGUUAAAGGUAACUUAAAAUAAUCUCAAUCGAUCUAUUGUUUUAACCAUAUCGCAUUUUAAGUUGUCCCAUCGGAACUAUCAAACCAUUCCAUAAUUUCGUAAUUAUUCAUAACUAAACACGUCACGUAAACGAGCUAAGUAGGUACUUAUCCUAAAUUCGCCAUCGAACAAAAAACUAUAACAAUAAAACUUCCGAUUAGCUUGUGAGGGUACCUAUGCCGAUCUAACUACAAAUACCGUCCUGCAUGGGUAUUCUCGCUUGUUACUUAACAAUUAUUGUGGUGAAGUCAAAUUGUGCAAUCACUUUUAUCAAUUUAUCGGUGCACACUUUAACAACCCGCAAUAAGUAACUCAUCGGCUCAUUAAAAUGCAAGUGACCUACCAAAACAAAUAACGUAAUACUAAGUGGAUUAUCCGUUUUUUAUUAAAGUGGUUUUCGUAGUAACAUUUUGUUCAUUAAAUACUUUCAUUCGUAAAAAACGUCCGUCGUUUAAACGUACCUACGAGUAUUAUUAUUCACUGUAGGUAGGUAGAUUGAAAUAUCGUAAACCGUUCUAUCAAAAUAACGUAUCAGUUACCUAGGUACCUACAAAUAAAACUUCUCGACGAGUCGGUGAUUAAAUUUACCGUUUAUUUUCACGAAUUGAACACAGAGGUAAUCAGCUGUUGCAGUACAUUGUGUCUAUAGUUCUAUACAGUCAUCAAUCGACCCUGUCAUAUUAUCUGUGUAUGCUUAUAAUAUAAUAUCCGAGUAGCUAGAUUUGCUAGUUGGUAACAAUAGAGAUACCUACACCGUACACGCGUCUUGUAACGUACCUAUUAUACGCGCCGAAGUUCGGGGCGCGUUUGGGUAGGAUACACUGUCUUAGCGACCACUACCUACUUAUUGCGGAUGAUACUUGCACAUAAGUAGGUACAUUUAUUUAGUGCUUAAUUAUAAUCCGUAAGCUUAACUCUGUAUCGAAAUUCUUCGCACAUUACAAGAAAUAAUAUCUCAUAGCUUUGUUUUGUACCUGCUUAAUAAACUUUUUUUUUAAAUGCCGCUUCUCGGAAAACCUACCCGCAGGGGUACAUUAAAGAAAUCAAAAUGUAAUGAAGUAGAAUAUUCGACUCAAGAUUUACCGUCUUUGCGUAGGAAACGAACCAUUUCUUAUAACCGUUUAAAUAAAGCGCUGGAGAUAGGUAUUUUAGCCGAAAACGAUUCUUCUCAACUAAAUUUGUUUUUGUCAUAUUUUCAAGACAUUAAGCAACAUGCCGCUAGUUUUGAGGAUGCGCAUUUUACGAUCCAGGAGAUUCUCGAUGACCCUGAAAAUGAGGACAAUGACCUUCAAGAAAGGUUUGAUGCAAUGUAUUACAGAUUGUUGUCAAUCCAUCGAACGUUAUCUAAAACUGAAUCAACUCGGUCUUGCGACACUGUUUCGUCGAAUAUUCGAUUACCGAAAAUCGUGCUUCCUAACUUUAGCGGCGACAUUAAAAAAUGGCCUGAGUAUUAUGAUACGUUUAACACCUUAAUACAUAACUCAACAUCGUUAACCGACACUGAGAAGCUUCAUUAUCUCGUAUCGUCUCUGAGCGGCGAUGCGCUGCUUGUUAUCAAGCCUUUCCCUCUGACACACGAACACUACCGCGACGCAUACGAAGCACUCACCGCGCGCUAUAAGAAUAAGCGGGAUCUUGCGUUUACGUGUUGGCGGGAUAUUUUGAAAAUUGAAUUUAAGGUUUCCGACGCGCACGCAUUUCGAAGGUCACUCGAUUUAUUCGAGGAAAACUUAAGCAUUUUAAGGACUAUUAAUUUGCCGGUUAACCAUUGGGAUUUCAUUUUAGUGUAUCAUAUCUUAUCGAAGGUCGACCAGAGGCUUCGUCGGGAUUUUGAGGAAAAACAUUCCGAUGUAGAACUUCCUACUUAUAACCAAUUGCGAAAUUUCCUGCAAUCCAAGUGUGAGGCUUUAUUGCGAGACACACAUUUCGUUGAAUCGGACAAACCUCAACCGAGGUCUAAAUCUGCUCACCCGCAGCCCCAACCGCGCAGUUCUGCGUCACACACACUCGUUGCCGCUAAGCCCGCUACUACACAACAACUGAAUGAAGGGGUACCAACGAAUGUCCCAUACACAAAAAAAUGCACGUUUUGUUCAGAUUUCCAUUCCAUUGCCGCAUGUCCCGAGUUUCUUAAAAAAUCGUUUGAUGAACGUUUGCAGAUCGCUACUGAGAAACACUGGUGCUUUAACUGUUUGAAUCCAUCUCAUCAGUUAAAAGAUUGUAAAUCUAUAUUUUCGUGUCGCAUAUGCAAGAGAAACCACCACACCUUACUCCAUCGCGAUAAGUCUAGUGAGUCAAAUCAGUCUUCAUCGACAUUAGUGUCAAGGUCGUUAACACACACCACUGUUCUACUGGCCACAGCAAUGAUUCAGGUCCGUGAUGCCUUUGGCUCAAUGCAAUCGUUCCGAGCUCUUUUUGAUACUGGAAGUCAAAGCAAUUUUAUCACGGAAAAGGCAGUGAAACGUCUAAGCUUACCACUUAGUCCAACUAACGACAACGUCAGCGGUAUCGGAGAUGCUUCAGCGCCGAUUCUUGGUGACAUCACGUGUUUGAUAGGCACAAAGGAUAAAAUCUUAUUUAAAUUGAACUUGCACGUCAUAUCAACAAUAUGUGGCGAUCAACCGAUAGCAAAACUUAAUACAUCUGGGUGGACCCACAUUGAAUCGAAACCCUUAGCAGAUCCUGGUUUUGAUCUCCCGGGACCUAUCGACAUAUUGCUCGGCGCGGAGGUGUUUGCUGACUCGCUUCUAAAUCAACAUAUCAAAGGCAAUGCAAAUCAACCGAUAGCUCUUAACUCUGUUUUCGGUUGGCUUCUUUUGGGCAAAACUCGUCUAGCUUCAAACACCUUAGUGCACGCAUCGGGAAAAAACGACAUCGACUUGAAUUCGUUAGUUCAACGUUUCUGGGAGUUAGACUGCGUACCCAAGGCGUCUCUUCUGACUCCAGAGGAGGUGUUGUGCGAACAAAAGUUCUUAUCCGACCAUUGCCGCGAUACGUUUGGACGAUACACAGUACGCUUACCAUUCAAAGAUGAUAGCGAACCGAAGUUUGAAGGUUCUCGUGACGUUGCACUUAGACGAUUUCAUGCAAUGGAACGUAGGCUGUCUCGUGACCCUGACUUACAAAAGGAAUACGCGAAUUUUAUGACAGAUUACUUGGACGCCGGUCAUAUGUCUUUGGUUCCCGGGAAUGAACUCAGUCAGGGGAAAUAUUAUAUUCCACAUCAUUGCGUUUUGCGUCCUGACUCUGCUACCACCCGUCUCCGCGUUGUCUUUGACGCGUCGGCCAAGGAUGCCCACUCUCGGUCUUUAAACGACACUCAACUAAUCGGUCCCAAGUUACAACCGAACAUUCUAGAAAUUCUAUUGCGAUUUAGGGUACAUAAUAUUGUUUUUAUGGCUGAUGUUCGACAAAUGUACCGUCAAAUUCUUAUUUCCCAAGCCGAUCGUGACUACCAGCGCAUUUUUUGGAGAACCACUCCUACAGAAUGUCUUCAAGAAUACCGUUUGAAUACUGUAACAUAUGGCGUUUCAUCUUCACCCUUUCUUGCGUGUCGUACUCUGCGACAGCUUGCCGAGGACGAGGGCAAUCAGUAUCCCAUAGCAAAGGGAAUCAUUCUGUCUGACGUAUAUAUCGACGACGUGGCCAGUGGUUCCGACACGCUAGAACACGCCCAACAGGCAAAGGACCAACUAAUCGCCUUGUUCAAAUUAGGUGGCUUCCAUCUUAGGAAGUGGGUGUCUAACAAUGCGCAACUUCUGCUUGACCUCCCUAUUCAAGAUCGUCUCACUGGUUCUGUCUCUCUCGAUAACUAUGAAACUCAAAUUUUAAAAAUUCUCGGCCUAAAAUGGGAUCCUCACACAGAUGCAUUUCUUUUCGAAAUCCAACCUCUCGACCGGCCUUGUACCAAACGAUCGAUUCUCAGCGAACUAGCUAGAGUGUUCGACCCUCUAGGAUUUUUGUCUCCCAUUACAAUUCAAAUCAAAACCUAUAUCCAGAAACUUUGGAUCCUUGGUAUCGGAUGGGAUCAAACACCGCCUGAUGAGGUCAUUGGUAUGUGGAAUACUUACAAGGUUCAAUUAUCACAGUUAUCUCAAGUUCGAAUUCCUCGCAGGUUAAUUUGUUCUGAUGUCAAAUCGUUCGAGCUUCACGGGUUUUGUGACAGUUCCGAGGUAGCGUAUGGUGCGGUAAUAUAUUUUCGGGUUACUAACGGCAGCGGCAAGGUCACAACGUAUCUGGUCUGUUCUAAGGCUCGUGUAACACCUCUUAAACGAAUUUCAUUGCCUCGUCUGGAGCUCUGCGCCGCAGUUCUUCUAUCAGAACUUUAUAAAUUUGUUCGUGACACUUACCUUGAUCGCAUUACGAUUAACGAUGUCUAUCUGUGGUCAGACUCGACGGUAGUUCUUUCAUGGUUGCGAGCCCAUUCUUCCCGCUGGGUAACAUUCGUCGCCAACAGAGUCAGUCAAAUCCAAGAUCUUACUGCAACUGCGUGCUGGCGCCAUGUACCUUCAGGAGAUAACCCUGCGGACGUUUGCUCUCGUGGUCAAUUACCCAGUGAGAUCGUAAACAACUCCUUAUGGUGGGCGGGCCCUGAUUGGCUACGUAGGGAUCACUGUUCCUGGCCUUCUAUCCCUGAUACUGCCUCUCACGAGGAUGAAGUACUCGUUAAAUCCGAAGAACGCAAGUGUGUAGUCUUAUUAACCGAUCAACUUGAUAAAACCUUACCUGACGGAUCCAUCAUCGAGAUGUUAUUAAAUCGUUUCUCUUCAUUGUCUAAGUUGGUAAAUGUUCUCACGUACGUAUAUCGCUUUAUCGAUAAUACUCGACAUCCCAAUCAGGUGAAUCGAAAACGAUUUCUUAAUAACGUUGAACGUCAUCACACUCUUAUAAAAAUAGUUAAACAUGUACAACAUACCACUUUUCUCGAAGAAAUCUUUCAUCUGCAAUCAAAAAAACCCUUAUCAAAACCUUUUCGCAAGUUAAAUCCGUUCCUUGAUGAUCAGGGAGUACUCAGGGUGGGCGGUAGGAUUUCGCGAUCAGGUCUCGAAUAUGAGCAAAAGCACCCCGCCUUCUUACCUUCUAACCAUCCUUUUACUUACUUGGUCAUUGACUUUAUUCAUCGCAGUUAUUUACACCCAGGUAUUAACACUACACAUUUUCUACUACUUCAACAAUUCUGGAUCAUAGCUGCAAAACGCGUUAUUCGUCGCCACUUGUCCAAGUGUAUUCAAUGUUUUCGAACAAAUCCUCAGCCAUUACAACCUUUUAUGAGCGAUCUUCCCUCUUAUCGCGUCAAUCAAGUUAAACCAUUUUCCGUGGUCGGUGUCGAUCUAGGCGGGCCGUUCCGUAUUAAACUCGGUUCACAUAGAGGCGCGAAAAUGGAUAAGGCGUAUUUGUGCUUGUUUGUUUGCCUGGCGACCAAGGCGGUGCAUUUAGAAGUCGUAUCGACGUUAACAACUGAAGGGUUUAUUGCUGCUUUGCGCCGAUUUGUAGGAAGACGCGGUCGGUGCAACGGAAUUCACGCGGAUUGUGGCACUAAUUUUGUUGGUGCAAAAAACCAGCUCUCAACUUUAAUGGAACAGGCAACGAAUGCAGAAAAAAUCGAAUUUAAGUUCAACCCUCCCGGCGCACCGCACUUUGGCGGCGUCUGGGAGAUUCAGAUUAAAGCCGCAAAAUCUCAUUUGCUUCGGGUCGUGGGUGAUCAGGUUUUGACUUUUGAGGAACUAACCACUCUUUUUGUUCAAAUAGAAGCCAUCUUAAACUCAAGGCCACUUUGCCCUAUUAGUUCCGAUCCAAACGACCUGACGUGUCUCACUCCGGGUCAUUUUCUCACUUUAGAACCUUUGACAGCCGUUCCCGAUGAAGAUCUUUCUAACGUAAACCUAAAUCGGCUUCACCGAUGGCAGCUGCUCCAAUCUUUUCAACAGAGUUUUUGGUCCAGAUGGAAAUCAGAAUACUUAAAUUCUUUAACGCAACGAGCCAAAUGGACGAAACACUCUAAACCGUUACAGAUAGGUUCUAUGGUAAUCAUUAAGGACGAUAAUCGUGCACCAUUGCAUUGGACACUUGCACGAGUUGUAAACCUCCAGGUGGGUGCUGAUGGGAUAGCUCGGAGUGCAUUGGUUCAAAAUGCUGACAAACAAAUUAUAAAUCGACCUUUAGUUAAACUGUGUCCCUUGCCUAUAGAGGACUCUGCUUAGCUGUUCUAAUCAUAUUAACCGAACUUUCAACCCUUAUCCAAAACUUUAUUUAAUUCUUUAUUUAAUUCUCUUUAGUUUUAGUAUUCAACCUUUCGUCAACUAAUUUUUUGUCUUUUAACCAGAAAAUACCAUAGGCAUUUUGGUGGGCGGGAUGUUUCGUUUCCAUAAAAGAAAAAACAAAACGUAAUUUAAUCAGACCAAUUUAGUUUCUUUUUUUUUAUCGUUGUUCUGCUAUCCUGCGGCAGCAGUAUCGAAACGCCAAUCUGUUGGUUGUUCAUGUACGCACCAAACCAAUCAAAUUCGACGGCAUGACUCGCGCGAAGUUCGUUAGAGUCGCCAACGCCUCCUAGCGUCAGUUUUCAAAAAAGGGAAGCGCGCGCGCGGCACGGUACGAUAUCGCGGCUCAACUAAAACCGAAAACCGAUUAUACCUCCUAUUAAAACCGUGUGAAAUCAUCAGCCAGUAGCCUUCAUCAUCUCAGGAUCACCAACGGAGUGGAAGCUCAACGACUAGUGCAGGUCGCAGCCCAGGAUUCACGAGCGUGUGUAUCCCGGUGCGCGGUGAUGUCGUCAUGGAGGUUGUGGUGCCGCUGGCGGUGGUCUGCGUGUUGAUCAGCGCCGCGCCGAACGCGACGCGCGCGCGCCGCCCGGACGACCUGCCCGACGAGCCCGUGCUACCAGACGAUGACGAUGAGCUCUCGCACAAGCUCGACUACUAUGAUGAGGAGAGGAUUAACAUCUCAGAGAAGGGCAUGUACCUGGGGUCGCCCUGCGAGUUCACGUGCAACUCCAAGCUCAUGCACGUGUACUGCGACCCGACGACCGCCUCCUGCCAGUGCGACCCCAAGCAUCCAGUCGCAGUUGGCGUUGCCCAGGGAUGCGCUAAAGCAAAGAAACUCGGGGAGCAGUGUUUCUACCGUGAAACGUGCAGGGCGUUUGAUGCUCAUGCGUCGUGCGUGCAAGUCAACCACAACGCGUACUGCCAGUGCGACGCCGGCUACCACCAGACCAGCCACACCCGCCCCACAUCCAGAAUCUUCUGCACGGAAGACCUGGUGUUGCUGACGGCCGACAUGCCGACGCUGCUGGGCGUGGCGUCGGGUAUCUUUGUGCUCGCCGGCCUGCUGUGCAUGGUGCUGCAUCUGUACACCAAGGCCCGCUACCACCCCACGCACCUGGCAGACGCGAGGCUUACGCCGCCCUGUCUGUACUCACUGAACGACACAGGUGGCACGCUGAGCGCGACCCGCGCGUCGUCCCGCGCGUCGUCGCGCAGCGGCUGCACGUCGGGCACGCUGGAGCUGGACAGCUCGGGCGGCGGGUCGCGGCGCGCGUCGCGGCGCGGCGGCGUGGCGGUGUCGGCGUCGCGCGCAGGUUCGCGACGUCCAAGUCUAAGCUCAGUGCAGAGCAGUUCAUCAUCAAUCAGGAGCUACAGCGCCAGGAGGUGGGAGAGAGAGAGGGAACAGAAGGAACGGAGACAGAUGAGUAUGCGUCUCGCUCAGCUGCACGACAAGAUGGCUGCCGGCCGGGAAAUGCCGAAGCAUGCACCGACGCCAUCGCCGCGCUCGCCGAACAACUCCACAGAUGGACUGCUACCGUCUGUAUGUGAAAUUAGAGAACUGAUUACAAACCCGGAACAACAGUUGCAAGGCGUGGACGGGCCGUGCUCCAGCUCCUCGCUUUACUGACACCAGGCUCACUCCAAAACGACCAGGAGGUCCCUGGACUCCCUGUCGUCCGAGGGGUCCCCGGCCAUCGCCUGGAUGUAGCCCUCGC